This is a messenger RNA of Zophobas morio, 1608 nucleotides long. Its product is annotated as gastric triacylglycerol lipase-like. Bases 1 to 1530 code for a protein of 509 amino acids. The transcript has 9 exons. The record is from RefSeq and is a predicted model, not a curated record. Gene Ontology annotation, biological process: lipid metabolic process. Lineage: Eukaryota; Metazoa; Arthropoda; Insecta; Coleoptera; Tenebrionidae.
AUGGGCUUUCUGUGUUUCCCGAGACUUAGUACUUUUAUAGCGACGCAAACACAGAAACACUACGUUUUGGAUAACAGUGUCACGUGUAUUAUUCUGGUCGAUAUUUUUGGCGCUUUUCUAAAUGGCCACCCAGACUUAAACGACAACAUCACUGGGGUCAUUCGAAGACAUGUAGGUGUGCACGAAACUCAUCAAACUCAAACUGAAGACGGUUACAUUUUGACUAUUUUUCGAAUACCAAAAAACAAUCCUAAAGGGAUAAUUUUAUUUCAACGUCCCAUUCAAUAUGAUGCAAGGGUGUGGAUGAGUCAACACAACGAAUCGAUUGCUUUUUUCUUCUGGAGAGCAGGAUACGACGUUUGGCUGGGGAAUACCCGAGUGCCCGUACUUACAAUAUUUUUCGCUUCUCGAAUCACACGCAACUUUCACCGCCACCCAGACUUAGACGACAACAUCACCGGAAUCAUCCGAAGACAUGUCGGUGUACACGAAACUCAUCAAAUUCAAACGGAAGACGGUUACAUUUUGACUAUUUUUCGAAUACCAAGAACGACUCCUAAAGGGGUAAUUUUAUUUCAACAUCCCAUUCAACAUGAUGCGAGGGUAUGGGUGAGUCAACACAACGAAUCGAUUGCUUUUUUGUUUUGGAGAGCAGGAUACGACGUUUGGCUGGGGAAUACCCGAGGUAACUACUUUUGCAAGAAACACGUAACCCUAAAAUCCAGCGAACGAGAAUUUUGGAAUUUUACUUUUCAUGAGAUGGGUUACUACGAUAAUCACGCCAUCGUUAAUUAUAUCCGAAAAAACACAAACGAGUCCGGAAUUGUUUAUUUGGGGCAUUCACUGGGCACUACUAACGGUUUAAUUUACGCUAGCCUCAGACGUGAGGAAAGUAUGAGAUUUAUUAAAUACAUGGUACUGUUAGCACCAGUUGCUCACAUCAGAGUGGCAGGUUCUUUCGCUUUAAAUGCGAUACCACGAAUCGUGUUAUUACGGAAUUUUUUCAACUUCCCAGAUCUUUUGUCCACAGUAGGUGGAUAUGACGGUUGGUUUUUUCGAGGUUUUAGAGCCCUCUAUGCACUUUUACCAUGUCGAACGUGUAUGAUCUAUAUGUGUCAAUUAUUAGGUGGGGAGAGUUCCGAAACAGAUCCCGACUUAAUGGAUAUGCUCGUACAAGUGUACGGUUCCGAAUUUCCUGUUAAACUUUCAGAGCACUUUAGGCAGCUAUACUUUAAUAGGACAUUUCCUAUGUACGAUUUUGGAUCGGAACGAAACUUGGAGGUGUAUGGGACUAAAAAACCCCCGUUAUACCCCAUUGAGAAGAUAAAAAUCCCACUUCUUCUGGUAUAUGGACAAAACGACAGUUUUGCUGAUCCUAGAAAUUUCGACUACACCUACCGUCAUUUACCCACAAAUCCCAAAAGUGGAAAAAUGUUAGUCGACGGAUUCAGUCAUAUGGAUUUCAUUUAUGGUCGUCGACGAAAUGAAAAAUUGUAUGCAAAGAUUCUUAAAAUACUCGACACGGUUUAAAUGAAAAUGUAGUUCGGGUGUCCCAUACACAACACUUAGCUCAAAAAUCAAACCUACUGCAAUAAUAAAGUACUUACU